Molecule: messenger RNA, 1637 nt
Organism: Electrophorus electricus (electric eel)
Lineage: Eukaryota; Metazoa; Chordata; Actinopteri; Gymnotiformes; Gymnotidae
Gene: st6galnac6
Product: ST6 (alpha-N-acetyl-neuraminyl-2,3-beta-galactosyl-1,3)-N-acetylgalactosaminide alpha-2,6-sialyltransferase 6
Biological process (GO): oligosaccharide metabolic process; ganglioside biosynthetic process
Molecular function (GO): alpha-N-acetylgalactosaminide alpha-2,6-sialyltransferase activity
Source: RefSeq, a predicted model, not a curated record
UGGCCUACUGUAACUGUCAUCUCUUGCUUUCGCAGUGUGUGUUUGCUUGCUUGUCGGUUUCCAACUUGCUUUUCAUUACAUUGCAUGUUGUUUUCUUUCCCCUUAAGCAGUUUUUAUUUUUUGUCCCGGUAGGUGGGCUCCGUCUGGCUGCAGCCCCUCGAUGACGCAGACGCGACCACUGCUUUGGAGGCGAAGACGCACGGAGCUCUUAGGGGCUUAGGAUGCGCCAAACACACUCCAGCGCAGCGUCGAGUCGGUAUGAAGCCAUGUGACUGAAGGUCGGGAGGCCGAAGAAUGGCGCUGCGAUUUGCGGAAAAGGGGCAUCACAGCCAGCGCAUGGCGAUCUUCGGCGCAGUGUUCAUCAUCACCACCCUCCUCAUCCUCUACAGCUCCAACAGCGGGAAUGAGCUGUAUGGCUCUUUGAGGGUGGGGACGUUCAGCGAGACCAUCAGAAACACCAACCUGAAGAAAUGGGCCGGCAAAGAGGGAUACAUCCCUGUCUACGGAAACAAGAGCAUGACCCUGCACUGUCAUCGCUGUGCGCUGGUGACCAGCUCCAGCCACAUCCUGGGCAGCGGGGCGGGGGAGGAGAUCGACCGCUCCGAGUGCGUCAUCCGCAUGAACGACGCGCCCACCUCGGGCUUCCAGCCGGACGUGGGCACGCGGACCAGCCUGCGCGUGGUGGCCCACUCCAGCGUGUUCCGUGUCGUCCGCAAGCCGCAGGAGUUCCUUAACCGCUCCGAGAGCCUGUCCGUCAUCUUCUGGGGCCCGCCCACCAAGAUGGGGCGGGACGCCAAGGGGCCGCUGUUCCGGCUGAUCCAGCGUGUCAGCGCCACCUACAGCAAUGUCUCCUCCUUCACCAUCUCCCCGGGCAAGAUGCGCAAGUUCGACGCCCUCUUCCAGAAGGAGACUGGCAGAGACAGACAGAAGUCUCAGUCGUGGUUGAGUACCGGUUGGUUCACCAUGGUGAUCGCCAUAGAGAUAUGUGACAAUAUCAAGGUUUAUGGGAUGGUGCCUCCCAACUACUGUGGGAGGCGUCCCCAGCCCAAGCGCAUGCCGUACCACUACUACAAGCCCAGAGGGCCGGACGAGUGUGUCACCUAUCUGCAGAACGAGAAGGGUCGCCGUGGAAACCACCACCGCUUCAUCACGGAGAAACAAGUGUUCGCUCGCUGGGCCAAACUCUACAACAUCACUUUCGCACACCCCACCUGGUGAGAAACUGAGCCAGCGUGGCUGCCAGCCCUGCUCUCGAGUUCUCGUGAGAAAUCAAGCCGAAAUGGCCACCAGCUUCCCUCACAGCAUAGUGGGAAACUGUGACGCUCAAUUUAAGUUUAAGCCCAACCAAACAUCCGACCGUCUUGCCUGUCCAGGCCGAUGAGUUUUCUUUAAUGCCCUGAGUCUAAAGAGAGAUUCAUCCAAAAUAGUUACGGUUUCCUCAGCUGAGGCACUGAUCCAAAAUGUCUGCUGGUUACACAUACAUCAUCAGCUCAGACAUUGAUCCAAAAUGGCCACUGGUUUCACAUAGCCUGUAAAGUAAACAGCUAAAUCACCAAGGAGCCCAAAGGUGUAGUAAUAGGAGGGUGGACAGUACACCUUUCUGUGAGGUAGAAAGGAAACACUAUUUAAUUUUUUUU